AUCGCUGGGCCUCUCUCUGCUGAAGAGUGUUCGAUACGGAUAGAACAUUUUUUACUCAUAUCCUCCCCACUCGUAGCAGAGCUCCAUCAGUGUGGCAGCCCUAUCCCCAUGUGAGUACGUCACACCAGCACCACCUAAGUAACGCAGACCAGAUAGCAACUUCAUCGACAAACCAGGCGGGAGGCAUUUGGUCUCCGCAUUUAAUCGACGCCCGUGCGUUUCGAAUCUGGGCCACUCUGGUGAAAUCAAAGCUCCGUUCCUACUAUGCUACCACCUUGGUGGUAUAAAAUAGAUUUCAAUCCAAAUAGUUAUCAGAAUACAUUUCAUCCACGUAAAAUCCCAACCGUGCGUCAAAUCCUCAUGUAAAUCACCUCUUCCGCGGGCAUCGGAAAGCUCGUUAGCAUUUGGAGGCUUUCUUUUGGUCGCCGAUGGGCCCGGGUAAGACGCUAAUGUUUUAAAUGGGCCUUGACGUAAUUAACUUCAUAACGAUCCCUCUGACGCGGAAGAGCCCUUCCAUGCUAAUUAAUUUAACCGUUGAAUCCUAAUCCGACGCGAAGACACCCUGGUCCCCUGCAAAUAACGUCCUCUCCUCACCUCCGCGCGGGAGAUUACUGAGACGGCGAGUGCGUGGAUUUGGGGUUAUAGGGUUUCUUCGAGUCGGUCGAUCGAGCGGGGGAUAAUGGCGACGGCGGGGGAGGAUGAGAAGAAGAUGAUAACGCUGAGGAGCUCCGACGGGGAGGAGUUCGAGUUGGAGGAGGCGGCGGCGAAGCAGUCAGUGAUGAUCGGGAACAUGAUCGAGGACGGGUGCUCCGAGGGCGGGAUCCCCCUCCCAAACGUCACCGGCAAGGUCCUCGCCGUGAUCCUCGAGUACUGCAAGAAGCAUGCCGACUUCGACGCAGGCAAGCCCUCCGGCCACGACGGCAGGCCCGCCACCAAGGAGGAGGUCGCCGCCUGGGACGCCGACUACAUCGACGUUGAGCAGGAUGUCCUCUACGACGUCAUCGUGGCCUCCAACUAUCUGAACAUCAAAAACCUUUUGGACCUGGGCUGCCAAAGGGCUGCUGAUGUGAUCAAGGGAAAGACCCCUGAUGAGAUCCGGCAGUGGUUCAAAAUCACGAAUGAUUUCACUCCUGAGGAAGAAGAAGAGAUCCGGAGGGAAAACUCAUGGUCCUUUGAAUGAAGGAAAAUAAAGGACUAGGCUUUUUACACUUUCUCUUGCUAUGUUAAUAGGGCUGAUAACUAGUAGCAGGUGGAGUUCUAGAACAUAGAAAAGACGCCAGAUGUAGAGCAAUAAAAUUUUGCACCAUCUUUUGCUCAUUUUCCCCUUUAGUUGUUUUAGCCAGUGAGAUUUACAUGUACUCCACAACUUUGGAUACUGGCAGUAGUUCCAAGUAAUUAUGUUCCCUGAGAUAAUGUUGGUUUAUUGAUUCUGCUGAAUUUUUCAUUAUUCA
Molecule: messenger RNA, 1451 nt
Organism: Phoenix dactylifera (date palm)
Lineage: Eukaryota; Viridiplantae; Streptophyta; Magnoliopsida; Arecales; Arecaceae
Product: SKP1-like protein 1A
Biological process (GO): ubiquitin-dependent protein catabolic process
Source: RefSeq, a predicted model, not a curated record